AUGGAAGAAACCGCGCCGCCGCCGCCGGCGAGUCGUAGCCGGAGCAGCCCGUUGGCGGCGGUGCAGAAAGCGAAGCAGAAUCUGGCGCUCGGGUCCAAAUGGGGGGAGCUAAACGGCGCCAUGGGGGAUCUCGGGACCUACAUUCCGAUCGUCCUCGCCAUAACCCUAGCAAAGAACCUGGACCUCGGGACCACCCUCAUAUUCACCGGCGUCUACAAUUUCGUCACCGGAGCAAUCUACGGCGUCCCGAUGCCGGUCCAGCCGAUGAAGUCGAUCGCCGCCGUCGCCAUUUCGAACCCGGCCUUCGAGGUCCCGGAGGUCAUGGCCGCCGGGAUCUGCACCGGCGGGAUACUCUUCGUCCUCGGCGCGACGGGGUUGAUGCGCCUAGCCUACCGGCUGAUUCCGAUCGCCGUCGUCCGGGGGAUCCAGCUGGCGCAGGGGCUGUCCUUCGCCAUGACCGCCGUUAAGUAUAUUAGAGAACUGCAGAGCUUCGGCAAGUCCAAGGCCGCCGGAGAGCGGCCAUGGCUGGGAUUGGAUGGCCUGAUUCUGGCCCUGGUUUGCGCCGGUUUUAUUAUGAUUGUGAACGGCGCCGGCGCCGGCGUCGAAAGCCCCGCCGGAGAGGGUGGGGGUGAGAUUGACUGUGAAAUGGACGGCGGGGAUCGGACGGAUGAGGCGGAUAAGUGGGGGAGAUGGAGGGCUGCGAUUGCAUCGCUUCCAUCGGCGUUCAUUGUGUUCUUGUUAGGUGUGGUAUUGGCUUUUGUAAGGGGGCCGGGGGCCGUUAAGGGGUUCCGAAUCGGGCCGUCGCCGAUAUCGGUAGUAAAGAUUUCGAAGGAUUCAUGGAAGGAGGGGUUUAUCAAGGGGACAAUCCCUCAGCUUCCCCUGUCAAUUUUGAACUCUGUUAUAGCAGUUUGUAAGCUGUCGACCGAUCUUUUUCCCGACAAGGAUGUGUCGGCAACAUCGGUUUCGAUCACCGUGGGGCUGAUGAACCUCAUAGGGUGUUGGUUCGGGGCAAUGCCGAGCUGCCACGGGGCGGGCGGGCUGGCAGGGCAGUACAAGUUUGGGGGGAGGACGGGAGGGUGUGUGGCGAUGCUCGGGGUGGCGAAGUUAGUGUUGGGGUUGGUGUUAGGGAGCUCUUUGGUGAGGAUAUUGGAUCAGUUUCCGGUUGGGGUUUUAGGAGUUCUGCUGCUGUUCGCCGGGAUUGAGUUGGCGAUGUGUUCCCGGGAUAUGAAUUCGAAGGAGGAAUCAUUUGUGAUGUUGAUCUGCGCUGCGGUUUCGCUCGUGGGAUCGAGCGCGGCGCUCGGGUUUCUAUGUGGGAUGGUUGUGUAUUUGCUGGUGAGGAUGAGGAGAGUUGGGAGAGGUCAAUCUUGGUCAUCUUUGUGGUUUAGUAGCAACACUUAGAGGGUGCAGAGUUUUAUCAAUUGUAUGGUAUGUGGCAUAAAGAAGCUUUUAGCUUUUUGUUGAUGUUAAAAAAACUCUUGUCGUUA
Messenger RNA from Andrographis paniculata, 1484 nucleotides. RefSeq names its product molybdate transporter 1. The record is from RefSeq and is a predicted model, not a curated record. Gene Ontology annotation, molecular function: molybdate ion transmembrane transporter activity. The coding region runs from base 1 to 1398 and encodes 465 amino acids. NCBI's taxonomy places the organism in Eukaryota, Viridiplantae, Streptophyta, Magnoliopsida, Lamiales, Acanthaceae. The transcript has a single exon. Gene Ontology annotation, biological process: molybdate ion transport.